AUGACAUCUGCGACACAGUUACACAGGCUUCCGGGCUUCAAUGUUGCCAACCACCUCGAGAAGCGGAAGCUUCUCAUCGCCAUUAACAGCAUCGCCGGCCUAUCCAUCUUCUUCUUUGGCUACGACCAGGGCAUGAUGGGCGGCGUCAACAACGCGAAGCACUACAUAGACCUUAUGGGCUUCGGUUACGUGAAUCCAGAAACACAAGAGCCGGUGAUUACCGACAGUCUACUGCAGGGCGGCAUCGUCUCAGUCUACUACUUGGGUACGCUCUUUGGCUGCCUGCUCGGCGGAUGGGUCGGCGACAAGGUGGGCCGCAUCAAGACUAUCGCUUUCGGUUCUCUGUGGGCUAUCGUCGGAGCCAGCCUGCAGCUCUCGGCGCAGAAUGCGAACUGGAUGAUCUGCUCCCGGGCGGUCAACGGCAUCGGUACCGGCAUCCUCAACGCCAUUGUGCCCGUCUGGGCGACAGAGACGGCUGAGCACACAUCCCGCGGACAAUUCAUCGCCAUUGAGUUCACACUCAAUAUCUUCGGAGUCGUCGUGGCCUAUUGGCUCGAGUUCGGCUUGUCUUUCAUCGACGGCGGCUCCUCGGCCUUCCGCUGGAGAUUUCCCAUCGCCUUCCAAAUCAUUCCGCUGCUCAUGCUGCUAGCGGCCGUGUGGUUCUUUCCUGAGUCGCCUCGGUGGCUAGCCAAGGUCGACCGCGACGACGAAGCCCUCUUCGUCCUACAGCGGCUGCGAGGCACGGAUGCCACGGGGCUAGCGCGUGCGCAGGCCGAGUACCACGACAUCCGUAACGUGGUGGCUCUGGAGCGCGAAGAGGCCAACAUGAACUCGUACUGGCGCAUGUUCACUGGUGUCGGGUCUGGAGAUCUGCACGUUGGCCGGCGCGUGCAGCUCGUCAUCUGGCUUCAGAUCGUCCAGGAGUGGGUGGGCAUUGCCGGCGUCACUGUCUAUGCCCCGACCAUCUUCCGUAUUGCCGGCUUUAGCACCGAGAAGUCGCAGUGGAUCAGCGGCCUCAACAACGUCUUUUACAUGUUCGCCACACUGGUCUGCGUCUUCACCCUCGACCGCAUCGGCCGCCGCUGGACCCUCUACUGGGGCGCCGUCGGCCAGGGCGUCGCCAUGUUCCUCGCCGGUGCCUUCUCUCGCCUGGGCCAGGAUGCACGCAAUGCCGGCGACAUGUCCAAAGCCAGCUCCUACGGCGCCGCCGCCGCCUCCUUCGUCUUCAUCUUCACUUCCGUCUUCGGCGCCACUUGGCUAACUGUCCCCUGGCUCUACCCGGCCGAAAUUUUCCCGCUGCAGAUCCGCGCCCGCGGCAACGCCCUUGGCGUCUUUGGCUGGUCCAUCGGUAACGGCUGGCUGACUCUGCUGUGCCCCGUCAUGUUCAACGCCAUUGGCGAGAAGACGCUCUACAUCUUUGGCGCUUGCAAUAUCCUGGCCAUCCCCGUCGUCUGGGCACUCUACCCGGAGACCAACCAGCGCACCUUGGAGGAGAUUGACUUGCUUUUCUCAGCUCCAACCCCCUGGACCUGGGAUGCCGAGGCCACCUUUGCGCGGAUGAAACAGGAGAGAUCCGACCUGAUCGACGCCGCCCGCCACGCACAGGGGGUUGACAUCGUCAAGGAUGAAGCUGGCUUAAAUAAUGAGAAUGUCGAGGGGGCAAAGUCGUCUUCGGAUGUGUAG
This is a messenger RNA of Parathielavia appendiculata, 1683 nucleotides long. RefSeq names its product general substrate transporter. Lineage: Eukaryota; Fungi; Ascomycota; Sordariomycetes; Sordariales; Chaetomiaceae. Gene Ontology annotation, cellular component: membrane. The record is from RefSeq and is a predicted model, not a curated record. The transcript is spliced from 2 exons. Gene Ontology annotation, molecular function: carbohydrate:proton symporter activity. Gene Ontology annotation, biological process: transmembrane transport; carbohydrate transport. Bases 1 to 1683 code for a protein of 560 amino acids.